Messenger RNA from Hyalella azteca, 849 nucleotides. RefSeq names its product MICOS complex subunit Mic10. Gene Ontology annotation, cellular component: mitochondrial inner membrane; mitochondrion; MICOS complex. The record is from RefSeq and is a predicted model, not a curated record. NCBI's taxonomy places the organism in Eukaryota, Metazoa, Arthropoda, Malacostraca, Amphipoda, Hyalellidae. The transcript is spliced from 4 exons. Bases 113 to 400 code for a protein of 95 amino acids.
ACGAAUUCCUGAUAAUUCUUUUUCCUCCAGACCGAUAAGGAUCGGUUUCUUGUCGGUGUUUAUACCUUAGAAUCUUAAGGAUAUUAAUUAAGUUUAGUUUUGGCUUGAAAAAAUGGCUAAAACUAAAUCGGAAGAUAUAUUAGGAGAAAAAUGGGAUCGUUGUGUCUCCGAUACUAUAGUGAAAAUGGGUGGUGGACUGGGUGUUGGAGUGCUUUUUUCAGUGCUAUUCUUCAAAAGACGCAGUUGGCCAAUAGUGUUUGGACUGGGCAGCGGGUUUGGCAUGGGUUAUGCCAAUUGUCAGCAUCUUUUUGACCAGCCCUACCUUGUUCGACCGGAGAGAAUCACGGUCACUGCCAAGUCCGUAACAGAAUCGGUGGAAGGAGCUAAAGAGAAGCAGUGAAGGACAUCAUUUUGAUGCACACCUGUGAAGAUGCCAUUAAUUUUUCUAAAAUGUGUUGAGUGCUGGUGAAGCGGUGAUCGUCAAUUGUUGAAGUUGUUCACACGCCGUACAUUCGCUGCUGUGAUGGCAGCUGUAUAAUAAACUUGGUCUGUCUGCAUUACGACGUAUGGGACUUACUCAGUUAUUUUUCUGUAAAAAAAUGCUUAGACUUGUUCAUAAAAGAUAUCCUCCUUAUUUUAUUUAUAUUAAGUUAAUUUCUUUGGCCUAACCAAGAACAUACCAUAGCUGGGCUGAAAGAAAAGAAAGCUGCAGGGGAAAUAGAGCUGGCCAAUCUAUAAGUUGAAAUUACGCAGAAUAUACGUUCGUUUAACUCUCAUUGGUCCGUCAUUGUGUUCCCUCAUAGUUGAAUUUACCUCAACAUCAUUAAAGAAAUAAAUGUUCGGUAUGAA